AAACCAAUCAGAAAGGAACACCGCCGACACGAUUCCAGAUCUAUUAUUGUUGAAGAAGAUAAACAUAGGAAGCUCGUGAUCACGGUUUUUGGAAUAGCCUUGAACGGUCGACAAAGAAGACCACGACUUUGUCGACGAGACGCGAGGAAAGGGGUGAAGAUCGUGGUGGCUAAGCCAGCGCAGCGACAAGGAAUAAAUAAUCUACAUGCAUUAUGGUUGGUGGAAGAGAAAGAGUCCAAGAGCAACAAGAAUCUCGACCAUGAAGGAGGAAAGUCCUGGUGGAAUGGGCCACCGACGAAAGGUGACAACGGUAGCAAGCGAGAAUUGCGAUGACGAGAACAAUUCCGAUUACGAGGGUUUGGUGGGAGGAGGUAUUACAAAAGAGGUUCUCGUGGUCGAGUCUCGUAACAUCACAACGGUAGACGGUGAUUACCUUAGAAUAGUGGGCGGACUGGUGGGGUUUAAGGUUGGGCGUCCUGGUUCUAGUUUCUUUUUUUUUUCUUCUUCUUUUUUCCGUGUUUUUUCCUCUUCUCUCACGCAGUGGACGCGAGGCAUCUCGUUUCUAGGAGGGGAGCAUGAGACAAAGAGUAAAUGUUUAUUUUUUCUUGGUUGUUCAGGAUCGACCCAGCAGUCGAGAUUUAGUGUAUUCAUAGUCUACUGAGAUGUGAAGAACUAGCUGCAGUAUCCAACACUCUCCGUCUCU
This is a messenger RNA of Cryphonectria parasitica EP155, 703 nucleotides long. RefSeq lists its product as uncharacterized. The record is from RefSeq and is a predicted model, not a curated record. The transcript has a single exon. NCBI's taxonomy places the organism in Eukaryota, Fungi, Ascomycota, Sordariomycetes, Diaporthales, Cryphonectriaceae. Bases 206 to 661 code for a protein of 151 amino acids.